Molecule: messenger RNA, 3480 nt
Organism: Nycticebus coucang (slow loris)
Lineage: Eukaryota; Metazoa; Chordata; Mammalia; Primates; Lorisidae
Product: glycine N-acyltransferase-like
Exons: 6
Coding region: 229-1233 (334 amino acids)
Biological process (GO): glycine metabolic process
Cellular component (GO): mitochondrion
Molecular function (GO): glycine N-benzoyltransferase activity; glycine N-acyltransferase activity
Source: RefSeq, a predicted model, not a curated record
GCAGAGUGGUGUUUGGAAAGAGAAACUCAGGGAGCACACUGCCCGCCUCCUAACACGGCAAAGCAAACUCCUUCAACAUGAGACUAUGAGGGGAAAGUUUAUUUCACUGGAGGUGAUAAUGACAAUUUUUGCCAGUGGCCAAUUGCCAGUGGCCAAUUAUUGGCACUUUCAGCUCAGUAAUAUCUCAAGAAGACUCCCUCUGCACGAUCUUGCUGUACUGACUGUGUUAUGAGAAAAUUUCAUCUCCCGGAGGCUGCUGUCCAUCAGUUGUUCCUAGGGACAACAGCAGAGACUGGUGUGAAGACAACUCAUCAGGCGAAGGGACCCUCCACGAUGUCACUGCUGCAAGGGGCCAAGGUGCUGCAGACGCUGGAGGAAACCUUGAGGAAGAGCCUCCCUGCGUCCCUAAAGGUUUAUGGGACCGUCUUCCACAUAAGGCAGAGAAACCCAUUCAAGCUAAUGGCUUUGGUGGACAAGUGGCCUGAUUUUAACACAGUGGUUGUCCGUCCUCAGGAGCAGAAUAUGGUAGAUGACCUUGAUCACUAUACCAAUACCUAUCAAAUCUUCUCCAAAGAUAUCCAAAACUGUCAGAAAUUCCUUGGUUCACCAGAAGUCAUCAAUUGGAAGCAGCAUUUACAAAUUCAAAGUUCACAUCCCAGCCUGAAUGAGGUGAUAGAAAAUCUUGCAGCCACUAAAUCUUUUAAAGUCAAACAAACACAAUGCAUUCUCUAUGUAAAGUCCGAGACAGCCAAGAAACUGGCUCCUUUCCUGAUGGAUACACAAACUUUAUCACCCAGUGGUGGCAAGCCCAAGCCCAUCAAUAAAGAGGUCUUUAAAAUCUCAUCCCUGGAUGCUACCCAUGCCACCUUGGUGAAUAAGUUUUGGUCUUUUGGAGGCAAUGAGAGAAGCCAGAAAUUCAUUGAGCGCUGCAUCCAGACAUUCCCCAACACCUGUCUACUAGGGCCCGAGGGGACACUUGUGUCCUGGAUCCUAAUGGACCAGACUGGAGAGAUGAGGAUGGCAGGCACUGUGCCACAGUACCGGGUCCAUGGCCUCAUCUCCUACGUCAUCUAUUCCCAGUUCCAGACGAUGCACAAACUCGGUUUUCCAAUCUAUUCUCACACAGAUAAGAAAAAUGAAGCUAUGCAAAAAAUGGCUCAGAAUCUGCAUUAUAUCCCCAUUGCAGGAGGUUGGAACCAGUGGAACUGUGUGCCCUUGGGAACCAAGCUUUGAACAUGGACAGUUUUAGGUGGACCUUGGUAUAUAUUUAGAGAGGUGGGAGGUGGAUGAAGAGAUAAAUCAUAAUCCAUGAGAGAUAAAUCAUAAUCCAUGAGAAAGGUGUGGGCACUAUCUGGACUCUAGGGAAGCAGUGUGUGGUCAAAAGGAUCACCUGGUCCCUGCAUUAAAAUGUUUCUCAGUGGAGAGCUAGGCCCAGUCCUCACACACUACAUAGUUUAGCUCCCAUACUUCCAAGAUAUCUGUGACACUUCUUCAUCUGCUACACCUUGCUCUAAGUUACUUCUAGUGGAACUCCUAGAUUAUCGGCUGAGAGAUCCUUACCAGUUUUUGGUGGGGGAGUGAAACUUGGGAGGCGGUGAAUAAUAUUUUCUGACCACUAUGACUUAUUCCUUUCUCUAGCCUUUCUCUUAUUGAUGAACAAGUGCACUUCCUUCAUUAGGUCUUUAGAGGUUAUUCUCUCCUGAGAUUGAUGCUUUUCAGGUAUAUUAACUAUAUUAUAUAACAAGAUAUAUAAGAUAUUAGGUAAAACACAGUAAACAUGAUAUAGCAGGGAGAGUUAUUAGGGAAAGGACCAACUUAUAUUAUUCUGUCCCCUUCCAGCUCCUACUCCAGGAAAAAUUAUUCCACAAUGCUUUAAAUGCUGAACUUCUUAAACCUACCAUAAACCCCAAACAAUACUGAGAUUUUGGUGUUUGAUGCACACGAUUCUGAAUGUGUUUCUUUAAGCCUAGUGAUUCAUGAUGGGGAGCAUGGAGAGCAUGGGGUGAGCACAUGAAAGAGGGAAGGUAUGCACACCCAGACCCAGAGAGAUGGAUAUUUAUUGAGGACAGACGUGAGUUGAGGGCAGAGAAGGGAGGCCUGAGUAACUGCUGUUCCACCUGACUUCAGCAUAUUACUUGCCUUAGUGUGAUUCUGCUGCUACAACAAGAUACCUGGGAUUGGGUAAUUUAUAAAGAAUAGACAUUGAUAUCUUAUGCUUCUGGCGGGUGGAAGUCCAAGGUCAAGGUACCAGCAGGUUUGCAGUGUCUGGAGAGGGUCCAGCCUCUGCUUCACGAUGAUGCUUUUUUGCUGUUCCACUGGAAAGGACGUUUGCUGUAUCCUCACAUGCCACAAGGGCAAACAAACAAAAAGCUAGGUCUUUCUGUCUAUUUUAUAAAACAUUAGUCCCAGCUAUUAAAGAGGAGUCCUUCUGGCCUACUUAGCUCCUGAAGGCCCUACCUCUGAAUACUGUUGCACUGGGGAGUAAGUUUCAACAUGAAUACUGGGGGUAAACAAACAUUCAAAUAAUCACCUCAUGAAAGAGUUGUCUAUCAGUGAGGAACAGUGAGAUAGAUAUUCUUGCAGGCUGGAACAGGUUAGCUAGAACAGUUUCCUGUCCCAACAUGUCAAGAGAAAAAGAACUUGCAGCCAGCACUGACUGAGCAUGAGGGAAAGCUCAUGAAUGAAAGUGAUUCCUAGAUUGAGAACCUGUUCCCUUCUGUUCCAGCUAAGCCUAGAAUUAGGCUAUGGAAUUGAGAAAGGAUUCUGCCUCUCUUUCCCAAAAGAAAAGAAAGAAAGGAAGGAUGGAAGGAAUGCAGGCAGGAAGGAAGGAAGAAAGGAAACUCUUCCUGAGAUUUAAUUUCCAUCCUUUGUCAACUUUGACACAAUGAUAUUCCAACAAAGACACAAUGGACAAUGACUUGUUGUGAGACCUGACCUGUGCAUUUCGGGGUGUUAGCAUGACCCCUGGUCUCUACCCAGAUGAAAUUCAUGCACAAAUCACUAUAAAAGUUUUGAGAACUAUGUUGUCCAUUUCUUCACUUCCAAGAAACACAGUUGACAGCAUCCUUUCUGAUUCACCUGCCCAAGUUUAGACUUGCUCAUCUUACCAGUGUUCUUAGGGGGUUUUCAUUUUCCAUCUGUGCAGAUAUUAUGUUUCUUGAUUUUUGUGUAUCUCAAAACUUUUAUAAUAAUCCACGUUUUCUUAAAUGCUAAGCAAUUCUGGUAAUUUUAGCAAACUAACAUUUUAUGAAUUACACAAAUGGUACAUGUGAACUGUAUUUGGUUCUUCUAAUAUUGAAGCAGUGUUUUAAUAAAAUUUAACCUUAAAAAUAUAAAUGUAAAUAAAUUUCCCAUUAUACUUUUAAAUUAGAUUUAAAACUGUAACAAGCAAAUUCAGUAGUAUUUUGUAAGUAUAUGUAGGAUAUAUGUACAUGACUAGAAGUGUAUAAAAUCAGACCCCCGAAUAAAGAACUUUGCUAC